Molecule: messenger RNA, 222 nt
Organism: Symbiodinium natans
Lineage: Eukaryota; Dinophyceae; Suessiales; Symbiodiniaceae
Source: the annotation of a GenBank genome assembly
AUGGCAACCCCUCUGCUGCAUCGCCUGGGUAUAUGGGACGGCGUCAGCCCAGAGCGUCUGCUCGCGAAGUGCGAUGCUCCUGUGGUUUUCCUCGUUUCUGCCGAUGAACCAGAGGAUUACGAGAGCGGAGGAUCAUACUUUCAGGUGAACUCGGAGAAGUUCCGCAGGUCAACAGAGUGUGCGCCCUUCAAGACCAUGCGGAGCGGCUUCGCUCGAUACUGA